Molecule: messenger RNA, 303 nt
Organism: Cucumis sativus (cucumber)
Lineage: Eukaryota; Viridiplantae; Streptophyta; Magnoliopsida; Cucurbitales; Cucurbitaceae
Product: RING-H2 finger protein ATL74-like
Exons: 1
Coding region: 1-303 (100 amino acids)
Biological process (GO): protein ubiquitination
Molecular function (GO): transferase activity
Source: RefSeq, a predicted model, not a curated record
AUGGGAGUGAUACUGGCGGCUUUAUUAUGUGCACUCAUUGGAGCGGUUGGAGUAAACUCUAUUUUACGCUGCGUUUUGCGGUGUAGGUAUAGCUUUGAGUUGGAGAGAGCACAGGAGGGCGCUGGCACACCGGGGCUUAAGAAGCGAGAAAUCGCUUUGAUUUCGAUUAAGGUUUAUGGAACUGAUGCAAAUAUUAAGAACACAGAUUGCGCAAUUUGCCUUGCCCAGUUUAAGGUGGGUGACAAGCUUAGAAUGUUGCCCAUUUGCAACCAUGGAUUCCACCUCACAUGCAUUGAUACUUGA